AUGGUGAAACUUUUAUUCACCAGCCAACCUUUAGAGAAAAUUUCACCUUCACUUUUAUUCUUCUACUACCCCACGACCACAACAACUACAACAGAACCCACUACCACCACCACGACAACAGAACCUACGACCACUACCACGACUACGGAGCCCACGACCACAACGACUACAACAGAACCUACGACCACUACUACGACUACGGAGCCCACGACCACAACAACUACAACAGAACCUACGACCACCACCACGACAACACAACCUACAACCACCACCACGACAACAGAACCCACGACCACCACCACGACAACAGAACCCACGACCACCACCACCACAACAUCCACGAUCACUGCGACAACUGCAGAACCUACAACAACAACUGCUACUACCACGACUGUAGCACCUACGACGACGACUACAGCCACCACUGCUAAGCCAACAACGGCAAAGACCACAGCGCGUGGAACCACUGCCACUACACGAGCUACAAGAACUAGUGUUGCAACAAAAUCAACGGUUACCGCAGAACAAACAACAACAAGCGCACGAACAACACCGGUUAGAACAACCAAACGAGUUACAAAACCAGCGAAUGGAACUUCGAAGUCAACAACAAGAGUUGGUACAAAGACAACAUCGGCUACAACGACUAAAUCAGCAACUACUAAACGUCAAGCAACUGAUAAAACAACGAAACACACGACAGUUAAACCAAACAAGUCAACUAACCGCGCAUGUUCGAGUUCCUCGUCUGACGAAAGUAAUGAUAGUCGUGAACAAAAACCUCGCGGUUGUUCGUUAUCUCAAGGUUCGAAAGGCUGCAAUCAACGUGUGCAUGUUAAACGAAUUCUUUCCAGCACGGCAGGCAGAGGCGAACAAAGCCGUCGGUGUGCUAAGUGUGCUUUGAGUCACAUUAGUUUCACUGUCCUUCUCGAAGGCAUUACGCUCAAUCAAUUAACAAAUCAAUGUAAUGAACGAUAUAUGGACGAUUUCAAACAAAGUUUAACCGACAAAAUUCGAAAAUUCCAACCGAACGGAUUGAAAUCAAUGAAAAUCACAAGUUUGACCACACAUGAAUCAAACGGUCUUGUUGUCGAACUUCUCUUUAAUGUCACACCACAAUAUAAUCAACGACUUGCCGUUGCUAUCCAUCGUGCUCUUGCAUCAUAUGGAUUUGAUCAGUUAAUCGAAGGCAGAAACUAA
Messenger RNA from Adineta ricciae, 1200 nucleotides. The record is from the annotation of a GenBank genome assembly. NCBI's taxonomy places the organism in Eukaryota, Metazoa, Rotifera, Eurotatoria, Adinetida, Adinetidae.